AUGUAAUUUUAAUGGUGAAGUCCAACCUGAACCUAUGGAAGCCCGUUCUCGAUUGCUCGCCCAGAACGCUUGCAUAGCCCAACCAGAACAAAUUCUGAGUCUGUCUCUCUGAGUCCAACAAUGGCUCUCACUUCUUCUUCGAAGUAUUUGGGUUGCUACGGUUAUGAUCUGCUCUUGGUGUCAAUAGCUGCGUUUUAUGUAUUCAUGGUACCGUACACUAAGGUGGAAGAAAGCUUCAAUGUUCAGGCAAUGCAUGAUAUUCUAUACCAUCGGCAUCAUUUGGACAAUUAUGACCAUUUGGAGUUCCCAGGAGUUGUUCCUCGCACUUUCCUUGGUUCCCUGCUUGUAUCAAGUUUGGCAUCUCCUAUUGUCGUAGCGAUGAACUUGCUGAAUUUGCCUAAGAUUUAUAGUCUUGUUGCAGUUCGUUUGGCAUUAGGUUGCAUUAUUUUAUCUACAUUGCGCUUCUUCCGUCUUCAGGUUAGAGAUCAGUUUGGACAUCAAGUAGAAGCUUUCUUUGUGAUACUAACUGCUGUUCAGUUUCAUCUUCUAUUCUAUUGUACCCGUCCUCUUCCAAAUAUACUAGCACUUGGUGUAGUCAACUUGGCAUAUGGAUAUUGGUUCAAGCGGAAGUAUUAUGCAGCACUGAACUGUCUGAUUUUUGCUACAAUCAUCUUUAGAUGUGAUAUCCUUCUACUUCUUUGCCCUCUUGGCCUAGAGCUUUUCUUGACUAAAUCAAUUUCAAUAUGGGGGACAUUAAAAUGCUGCCUUUGGUUUGCUCUCUUGUCGAUAGGUCUUACUGUAAUGGUUGAUUCAAUAAUGUGGAAAAGGUUGUUGUGGCCUGAAUUUGAAGUUUUCUGGUUCAACUCUGUGCAAAAUCGGAGUUCUGAGUGGGGUACACAUCCCUUCCACUGGUACUUCACUUCUGCACUCCCUCGCUCAUUGCUUGCUGCAUACCCUCUUUUUAUGCUUGGGAUUUUUCUUGACAGAAGGGUUCUGCUAUUCAUUCUUCCAGUUUUCUCCUUUGUUUUACUUUACUCUAAGCUUCCUCAUAAGGAACUUCGUUUUAUUAUUAGCUCAGUUCCAAUAUUCAACUUGUCUGCCGCACUUGCAGCUAAUAGAAUCUAUAAUAAUAGGAAGAAAGCUUUUUGGAAGUUGAUGUACUUUGUGAUGAUCGGAUUACUAUUAAUCAGUCUAGGGUGCACCAUCAUAACUUUCCUUGCAUCCUAUGAGAAUUACCCCAGUGGUCAUGCUUUAAAAUAUUUUCAUCAGUAUGGUAAUGUUGCUAAUCAUAAAAAUGAACAAUGGAUUCACAUUGAUACGUUUUCAGCUAUGAAUGGAAUAUCCCGCUUUUGUGAAAGUGAUUUUCCAUGGAGGUAUUCUAAGGAAGAAGGGAUUCCCCUAGAAGAGUUGAAACAGAGAAAUUUCACCUACCUCAUAAAUGAACAUCCUUCUGUUGAUGGAUUCAAGUGUCUCUUUGCUGUAAAUGGGUUCUCAAGGCUACGUCUUCAGUAUCGCUAUCCACUCAUUUUACUGGUAAAAGAGCCCAAAGUUUAUAUUCAUGGAAGUGCGAGAAACAAAGAAGUUUUGAGUCGAAACUGGCCAGGAUGCUCGUGAUAUUUAUGUGGUAAAUUCUACUAGUUUUUAACUCGAAAAUUAUGUAGAAAAAUGAGUUGUGGAUUCAUAACCUCUUUUUUCAUGAGGGAAACUGAUCAAACUUUCAUUAACCGAUAGCCUUCUUUCGUGUACAAGUGGAUUAGAUUUGAUAGGGAUAAAAACACCCUUUCUCAAUGAAGGCUUGAAUAGUAUUUGUUUUUUGUCAUACACAUUACAGAGAUUAACUACCCCGUUUCUUCUUGAGAAUAUAUUCAUUCUUGAAUGAAAGUGAAGUGAGUUGCAUUUUUGGA
Ziziphus jujuba (common jujube) is the source of this 1904-nucleotide messenger RNA. RefSeq names its product dol-P-Man:Man(7)GlcNAc(2)-PP-Dol alpha-1,6-mannosyltransferase. Gene Ontology annotation, molecular function: alpha-1,6-mannosyltransferase activity. Gene Ontology annotation, cellular component: endoplasmic reticulum membrane. The record is from RefSeq and is a predicted model, not a curated record. NCBI's taxonomy places the organism in Eukaryota, Viridiplantae, Streptophyta, Magnoliopsida, Rosales, Rhamnaceae. Gene Ontology annotation, biological process: protein N-linked glycosylation. Bases 121 to 1614 code for a protein of 497 amino acids. The transcript has 19 exons.